UGCCGAAGGUGAAACGUGAAAAGCCCAUCAUUUUGCAGUGCGGUGGACAGUUUCAAUCAAUAAAUUGCGACGUGCAGGUCGUUAGCUCCUUGAAAUUAGUGCGUUUCUACAUCAUCGUGAGGCAUAAUGUCGCUUGUUCCGAUCCUUUACCGCGACUGGUGGGAAGACGUUUGGGACUCACCGUUGCGUAGUUCUCGAUUGAUGGAUCAACAUUUUGCAGCGGGACUACUGGCGGAUGAUUUAUUUCACGCGGUAACGACAUGCCCAGGUCCGCGGUAUCACGGAUAUGGCCGUGGUUACUACCGGCGUCCAUGGCUUACCCCACGGUCCCAUCAAGAUACCGGUUCAGUAGUCAUUUCGGAUGGUGACCGAUAUCAGAUCAACCUUGAUGUGCAACAUUUCGCACCGGAUGAGAUCAGCGUCAAGACGGUCAACGAUACGGUUGUGAUAGAAGGGAACCACGAGGAGAGGCAGGAUGAACACGGCUACGUUUCCAGGCGCUUUGUGCGCAAGUACGUGCUGCCAAGUGGUCAUAGUCCAGGGGAUGUUGUUUCGUCAGUAUCCAGAGACGGGAUGCUUAAGGUAAUGGCCCCGAAAAGGGUGCAGCCUGCUGCCGUCGUUGAACGAGUAGUUCCGAUAACGCAAUCUGAUGAAAACGUUAAGAACGCGCCAUCGGAGGAGAACACGAACGACGUAAAUCAGUAGAAGCUCGCAUGUGUUACCAUUCCAAAUCAUCGUAUUACCAGUACAGUUGAUGGGGAGCGACGAGAACUGUCACUGCAUUGCAACGAAACUUUUGCCUUAACCAAACCAAAUUGUGCGCUCUUUUUCCUUGAUUGAUGGAGUGUGUCAGUCCUUACGUACAUGUCAAGGACACUGUAGUUGACUAUAAUUUCUGUCAGUUAGAAUAGAUAUCGCGAAUAAUUUUAAGAAAAUGAUUUCGCUCCUUUAGCUAGAUUUUGUAGGUACUUGGUACACUUUUAUGUUUUUUCGGCUAACGGCGAUGUAGAAAAUCUAAGAAAAUCUCAUUGUCAUCAGUGAGGAUGCCACACUAUUUUAUUAUGCCGAGAAUUCUAUCAACGAAAUGCGCUUAAAUCUGUAUAUUUGCUUUGUUGCUAGGAAACAGUACCAACAGUGAUACAUACCAAUAUGCGUACAAAGCUAUGAAAAAUGUUUUUAUGAACGCUAUAUGUAAACUUUAUGCCGUUUUUCAUUGAAAAACAUCGGGUUAGUGGAUCGUGGUGUUCCACUCUCUAGCAAAAGUGGGAAUGAAACACAUUCAUUGGUCUGAUCUUUUGCCAGAAAAUAUAACCCAAGUGCAAUCCAAUGCCCCUGGGUUUUUCAAUCAAAAUCACCAGAAGUAUUCGAGGAAUUUUAUUUAUGCCAAACAACAUUACGAAUAAUCUUUCUAGUACAAAUAUUAUUUGUUUCAAAUAUAAACGUAAUCAAAUAUAUAGUCAAGUAUACAUUCAAACUUACCAGAGCAUUUACAUUUUUUUAAUGGGUUGAAAUGUUAUAAUCGGUAUUUAAUGUGGAAAUCUAUGUUUGUAAUUACAGUUUUCAAUUGUUUUGAAAUUGUUUGCUGUGCAUUUAACGGAAAUUUUCUCCCAUUUUUUUUAAAACUUGAUUUCUAUGGUUAUUUUUGGCAGAAACCUAGUUAUUUCCCAUUGUCCAAAGGAUUAAUAACAAUAGUUUGCGUGGGAGUAUCAAUAACUGUCCCAUUUUACUUGCACAUAGUUUCAUAAUUUCUUUGAGGGAUACUCAUAUUUAAAUGAACAUUCUGGUCCAUCGUUUCAUACGUGAAUAUCAGAUAUAUUCAAUUUAUUUGUCUUCAGCAAACUUUUCUAAAUCUUAUCGUUCUGCAACUUCACUGAAGGGCGUAUGGCUCUACCUAGAAUGAUUAAAAAGUUAAAUUUUGGAUCUUGAUAAAAUUAGAACCACCCUAACUGUUGUUCUAAUAAAAAGAAGGUGCUCACAGAUUAUGAAAAUUUUUUCAAAGACAUAUUAAGGUUUAGUUUUAGUAAAAUCUCAAAAUUCCUGCUAAAUUUGCAUUCUGGACUACUGUACAAUGGAAAGUUGCGUUCACUUGCACCAUUGGAUAAUCAAUAAUAUUAAAAAUGAAUAUCUUCAUGAACAUAUACCGUUAAGCUACCGCUAUGAGUCGUGUCAAAUAAACGAAUAAACGAGUCGUGUCAAAGAAACGAAUUUAAUUAAUUAAAUGUGUGUCCAACAAUAAAAAAUAAAAAAAACACCUUUAACAGGCCGACGAGGGUAUCUACCUGGAAACCCACAAACUGAAAAGCGCAUAACUAUGGCUUCCUUUAACCGAUUGGGAUAAUUUUAGAUGUUUUGGAUUCAGAAACUCCAAUUUUUGAUUCCAUGAAAUUGAACCAGAUGAUUGCAUCUGGUUCUUGGUAAUCCGGAUCUUCUGUAGUAAUGUUCCAGUACUAGGGUAUGAUUUCUAAAUUUUAAUAAUGUCCUAGCAAUAUAAGUAUCAAAACCCUUAAAAUUGUCCGGAAUUCGGAAGUUAUUUAUUGUUACUGGACCAUAUGGCAAUUUG
This is a messenger RNA of Topomyia yanbarensis, 2560 nucleotides long. RefSeq names its product protein lethal(2)essential for life-like. The record is from RefSeq and is a predicted model, not a curated record. Gene Ontology annotation, biological process: response to heat; protein refolding. NCBI's taxonomy places the organism in Eukaryota, Metazoa, Arthropoda, Insecta, Diptera, Culicidae. Gene Ontology annotation, molecular function: protein folding chaperone. The transcript is spliced from 2 exons. Bases 127 to 705 code for a protein of 192 amino acids.